Bicyclus anynana (squinting bush brown) is the source of this 1787-nucleotide messenger RNA. RefSeq names its product WD repeat domain phosphoinositide-interacting protein 2. Lineage: Eukaryota; Metazoa; Arthropoda; Insecta; Lepidoptera; Nymphalidae. Gene Ontology annotation, molecular function: phosphatidylinositol-3,5-bisphosphate binding; phosphatidylinositol-3-phosphate binding; protein binding. Gene Ontology annotation, cellular component: extrinsic component of membrane; phagophore assembly site membrane; cytosol. Gene Ontology annotation, biological process: protein localization to phagophore assembly site; protein lipidation; autophagy of mitochondrion. Bases 224 to 1564 code for a protein of 446 amino acids. The transcript has 5 exons. The record is from RefSeq and is a predicted model, not a curated record.
ACACAAAGUUGAUUGGAGUUGUGCGGGAGGGGGCUUGUUUUUACUUUUUAGCAGCAGCAAGGUCGUUCUUUGUGUCAAAAAUUCACGACUUGUGACGAAUAUUCAGAUUUUUAUUAUUUAUUAGUGAGUUGAGUUACUGUUUGUGCUCCGUAACAAAGGUCAACAGUGCGCGCAUGUCGUAAAUAGCGAUUAUUUAAAUCAGCUCGUAAUAUCGAACGGUCCAAUGAGUUUGGGAGGAGGUCACAGUGCUGAGGGAUCAAAUGGUGGAGGAAUAUUCGUCCAAUUCAACCAAGACUGCACGUCCCUGGUAGCGGGCAGCAGCAGUGGGUACCACCUUUUUGCGCUAACUCCUGAUGAUGGAAUUGAGGAAAUCUACGCGAGCCGGUCAGGACAGGACACCUGCCUGGUGGACAGACUCUUCAGCAGUUCCCUGGUGGCUAUUGUCACUGUUGCAGCUCCCAGGAAGCUGAUCGUGUGCCACUACAAGAAGGGCACGGAGAUCUGCAACUACAGCUACAGCAACACCAUCCUCGCCGUGAAGCUGAACCGCUCGCGCCUCGUCGUGUGCCUGGAGGAGUCGCUGCACAUCCACAACAUCCGCGACAUGAAGAUCCUGCACACCAUUCGCGACACGCCGCCCAACCCGCGCGGCCUGUGCGCGCUGGCGCCCAGCGCCGAGCUGUGCCACGUGGCCUACCCCGGCAGCAGCGCCGUGGGCGAGGUGCAGAUCUUCGACUGCGUGCACCUGCACGCCAAGUGCGUGCUCAGCGCGCACGACAGCCCGCUGGCGGCGCUGGCGUGGUCGGCGUGCGGCCGCCGCCUGGCCACGGCGUCCGAGCGCGGCACCGUCAUCCGCGUUUUCCUGGUGCCCGAGCGCACGCGCCUCUACGAGUUCCGGCGCGGCGUCAAGCGCUGCGUGGCCAUCGCGUGCCUAGCCUUCAGCGCGUGCGGCGCCUACCUGGCCGCCACGUCCAACACGGAGACCGUGCACGUGUUCCGCCUGGCCGAGCCGGCGGCGGCCGCGGGCGCCGCGCCGCCCGCCGACGGCUGGAUGGAGUGGCUGUCGUCGGCCGUGUCGGCGGGCGCGGGCUACCUGCCGGCGCAGGUGGCCGACGUGCUGGCGCAGGGCCGCGCGUUCGCCGCCGCGCGCCUGCCGCGCGCCGCCAAGCGCGCCGUGGCCGCCGUCACCAACGUGGCGCGCGCGCCGCGGCUGGUGGUGGCCACGGACGCGGGCGCGGUGCACGUGUUCGCGCUGGACGCGGCCGAGGGCGGCGACUGCGCGCUGCUGCGCACGCACCGCCUGCUGGACGCGCCGCCGCCGCACCGCGCGCAGGAAGCCGCGUCGGGCUGCAGCUACGCGGGCGCGCUGCGCGGCCGCCAGCCGGACGCCAUGACAGAGUGUUGGGGGCGUUGCGAGUGUACGGAUGCUGUGUCGGCAGAGUCGGAGCGCGCGAGCGAGCUGGGCGCGGCGCUGGCGGGCUCCCCCCCGCGCGGCGCCUUCGACCUGCGCGACCAUCGCCACUUCCCGCCCAUGCGGACCGCAGCCGAGCCCCCCGCCGAGUAGGCCCCCACCCGCCGGCACUGACAACACAGUACUGAGUGCCUAGUGGGAGUCUUCAAUGUUUUCAUACUGUGACGUGAAUUUGUAAGGAAUUGAAACAGUUGUGCAGUAGUGCCACUAGAUGGCGCUGUUUCAAUUCCUUAGAAAUUCGCGUUUAUGGUUACGCGAUAGUCACAGUGUGAAAACAUUGAAAACUGCCACUAGGCACACUGAACGUUCAAAUGUG